AUGCGAGAAAGCGCUCUUACGACAGCAAACCGUUCACCGUCUGCGCAAUACGAAAAAACCCCACCUUUAUCGACAGAGGAUAGCUCUACAAAAAAUAAAAACAAUUCUUCAAUCGUUGACAAGAUUCUCGAUUCAAUUGAAGAAGAGGCUCGGAAGCAGUCUGCUGGAAAAGGAGCUCCAGUGAAAGAAGAUCCCGUGAUUAUAACAUUGUAUCGGAGCAAGCUUACUGAGGCUGUUGAAGAAAUGUUAAAAGCAAACGAGAAAGUACAGGCUGCGCAGGCUGAUGUUGAGAAGUAUCGUACAAAGUAUAGAAAACUGGUGGAGUUAUUUCGUGAUGCUGAAUUGUCUGAAAAAGCGAAGCUAGUGAUGGAUUUGGAAAGAGCUCGUGCUGCAGAAGCGGAGCUGGGUACCCAACUUGCUAUAACCCAGAAAGAGUUGGAACAAUAUAGAAGCAAGUUAAGAGCAUUGGGUGCUUUGGUAAGUUGAUU
This is a messenger RNA of Strongylus vulgaris, 488 nucleotides long. NCBI's taxonomy places the organism in Eukaryota, Metazoa, Nematoda, Chromadorea, Rhabditida, Strongylidae. The record is from the annotation of a GenBank genome assembly.